Molecule: messenger RNA, 1710 nt
Organism: Talaromyces proteolyticus
Lineage: Eukaryota; Fungi; Ascomycota; Eurotiomycetes; Eurotiales; Trichocomaceae
Product: putative 4-coumarate-CoA ligase
Exons: 4
Coding region: 1-1710 (569 amino acids)
Biological process (GO): secondary metabolic process
Molecular function (GO): CoA-ligase activity
Source: RefSeq, a predicted model, not a curated record
AUGCCUUUUCAAUCACAAUGGAAAGUCGACAUCCCAGAUGCACAUCUGGCAACGCUAAUUUUCAAAUCACCGACUCAUGCUCUAUCUACCACGCAUCGAUGCUUUUCAGAUGCGGCUCGGCCAGACACGCACUAUCUGACAACGUCGGAGUUCCGCCUUUGGAGUCAGAGAUUUGCUGCAGGUCUUCGAAAGUCGGGAAUCAAGAAUGGAGACCGCAUUUUGUUCUACUCAGGCAAUAACAUUCUUUUUCCGGUUGUUUAUAUGGGUAUUAUCAUGGCCGGUGCCGUUUUCACCGCUGCAAACCCUGCGUAUAUUGCUCGAGAACUAGCUUAUCAGCUAAAAGAUAGCGGAGCAACCUAUCUAAUCUGCGCUGAAGCAAAUCUUCCGACUGCUAUCGAAGGUGCAAAGCUGGCUGGACUGGGCACGAACAAUGUCUUCGUAUUCAAUGAUGCGGUAUUUCAAUUGGGAGGAACAUAUGCCAGCCCAAGGAGUCCAUUCCCCCCUACAAAAGGAUAUCGCUAUUGGGGAGAACUGCUUGCUUCUGUGGAAGAAGGCACUCAAUUCUGCUGGGAGGAGCUAUCCACUCCAAUUCUUUCCAAUAGAACACUUGCACUUAACUACUCGAGUGGAACUACUGGGGUUCCGAAAGGAGUAGAAGUUAGCCACAAAAACAUCAUUGCCAAUAUUCUACAGUACAAUCACCUCUUUUUUCUAGACCCGGGCUACAAGCCAAAGUUGGCGAGAGCAAAGUGGCUUUGCUUUCUACCAAUGUAUCAUGCAAUGGCUCAGAAUAUGUUCGUUGGCAUAGCAAUGAUGCGUCAAGUGCCGGUAUACAUCAUGGAGAAAUAUGAGUUCGUCAAGUUCCUCCAGGCUAUCGAAACGUUUCGCAUCACAGAUUUGACCAUGGUGCCCCCUGUGGUGGUGAGCAUGGCUAAAAGGCCAGAGGUAAAACACCACGACCUGGGAAGCGUGGAGACUAUAUUUUGCGGAGCCGCUCCUCUCGGUAGAGAGGUUUGUGAGGAGGCUGAAGCACUUUGGCCGGAUCGGCGAGUCAACAUCAAGCAAGGCUGGGGUAUGACCGAAACUACCUCUAUCGUGACGGCCUGGCAUCCAUUGGAUAAAUCUGACUCGGCGUGUGUUGGAGAGCUAGUUCCAAACUGUGAAGCUAAGGUUAUGGCUGAAGAUGAAGUGACCGAGCUGGGUCCAAACGAGCGCGGUGAACUCUGGGUCAAGGGACCUAAUGUAAUGAAGGGAUACUGGCGCAACCCUAAUGCCACCAAGGAAACCUUGAUGGCAGAUGGAUGGUUGAGAACUGGGGAUGUUGCUUUUAUGGAUAACAACCGGAAGUGGUUUAUAGUCGACCGCAAAAAGGAAUUGAUCAAAGUGAAGGGAAAUCAGGUAGCGCCAGCCGAACUAGAAGCUUUGCUUCUGGAACACCCCGCUGUAUCAGAUGUUGCAGUGACCGGUAUUCCUUUUGAGGGGGAUGAACGGCCAAGAGCCUAUGUGGUCUUGAAGCAAGGCAUGACGGCAUCUGCCGAAGAUAUUACCAGUUUUAUCAACGCUCGGGUCUCCCGUAUUAAGCGUGUGUCAGGUGGUGUUGUCUUUCUCGAUGAAAUUCCAAAAAAUCCCUCUGGAAAGAUUUUGCGAAAUGUGCUACGGCAGCGAGCCCAAGAAGAGGCUCGAGUAGAGAUGGAAAGGGCUAAACUAUAG